AUGAUGCAGUGCUUCGAGGAGGAAAUCGGCCUUCGCGAAUCAACCCCCACCUAUACGCACAGGCCUUGUGCCACAUACAACGCGCCAUUCAAGACCCGAAGGAACGGCUGUCUUACAACACAUUAUGCGCAGUACUACUCUUUCAGCGAAUUGAGGCGGUAUUUGGCGAGUGUCUUGCUCCUUUCAAUCAGAAAUAUUUGCAAGGCGGGCGAAAAAAUGAUCCAUCAAGCACUUGUCCAAGGGAAGGUCUGCUUCCUUGCCUCCGAAGAAUGGCAGCAACUGGAUGAUAUGGAGAAUCGAACAGAGGUUCAAGCUAUAUUCUAUCGUGUCCUGCGACAGAUGACACACUGGCCUACACUCCUUUGCGAGAAAAGGGCAAUUUUGUGUAACGAUGGUCGGACAACCAGUCUAACUGUGUUCCUGAAGGGAGCGCGAGAAGUAAAGAAGGCUAUGGAUGACCUCGGUCAAGAACUCGACACGCUGAUAAAGGCUCACCGACUCUGUCAAUACAUUCAGUCUACAUGCUUGUUCGACAUGGUUAGCGAGAUGUACAAGAUGGAUGAUACUACGGUUGGAAUGGUUCUAUGCUAUCAUGCAAUGUAUAGCAUCGUCGUUCUUCGGGUUAUCUGGUCUCUGGCGGAUCCUUUUGAUCAACUCAUUCUUGAAGCUGAGAUCUUGCAUCUAUGCAAGCGAGUGUGGAUGUUAAUCGAGCAUGGUCAGUCUGUUAACUGGGAGACACAAGAUCGAAUUAUUGAGAUUAUAAAUGAGUUGGAAAGGUUCCGAGAGCGAGGGCGGAAUACUUGGACCAGGGAAGGACUUAUAAAUAAGGCCAUGUUUUAUCGAGGCGACUGGGUUACUCACGUUGGCUAG
This is a messenger RNA of Penicillium daleae, 870 nucleotides long. RefSeq lists its product as uncharacterized. The coding region runs from base 1 to 870 and encodes 289 amino acids. NCBI's taxonomy places the organism in Eukaryota, Fungi, Ascomycota, Eurotiomycetes, Eurotiales, Aspergillaceae. The record is from RefSeq and is a predicted model, not a curated record. The transcript is spliced from 4 exons.